Aspergillus alliaceus is the source of this 2243-nucleotide messenger RNA. Its product is annotated as RING-H2 finger protein. NCBI's taxonomy places the organism in Eukaryota, Fungi, Ascomycota, Eurotiomycetes, Eurotiales, Aspergillaceae. Bases 1 to 1608 code for a protein of 535 amino acids. The record is from RefSeq and is a predicted model, not a curated record. The transcript is spliced from 4 exons.
AUGGGGCCCGUACAGGACCCUUCUCUCUUCUUCUUUUCCUUUUCUUCUUUCUUUUCCUCCCUCGUCCUUCUCGUGUCUCUAUCUACCGUCGUCCUCGCGCAAGACUCCUCCGGCUGGUCUGUGGUGCCGUCCAACAACUCCCGCGAUCUCUCAUGGGUCGGAAAAGCGAAGUUCCACCUAGAAAGCGCCCAGAUCCAGUUGCCGUUGGGCGUCAGCAUCGCACCGCUAACCACUGCCUUGGUCAAUCUCGAUCACAGUGAACUGACGAAUUUCGAUGUUGCGGGGAACCUCGUGAACGUCGACGCUACCAACACCAUCUCGCUGAACAGUAGUGAUAUCGCCCUGAUCAGCUGCGACCAAUCUGCAUAUCCCGGAAAUUUGGAUGCCAGUGAGACCGUCCACGCCGUCAUUACAUCGCCGCAGCCUGCAUUGGCUGUCCUUCUGUACAGUUCCGAGGUGCAUCACUGUAAUUACACUGCCGGUCCACACUCCAACGGGUACAUCAACGUCUUUACCCUCGUCAAUCAGGCUUUCGCGAAGGCUGUGCUCAAACUCUCUCAUUCGUCGGCCGGGAACGGGACGACGAGCAUUAAGCCCAACAUGUCGUUCACCAUGUCAGGGACGCCGUCCACCACCGCCGGCGAUUCCGGUGGGGCCACGGACAGCCCCAAUACUGCGAUGAUCAUUCUGUAUAGUAUUACGGGUAUUAUCACGGCGCUAUUCCUAGCCAUCAUCAUCACCGGCGCGGUCCGGGCCCACCGUCAUCCGGAACGAUACGGACCGCGAUACACAGCCGGGCGACCACGACAAAGUCGGGCGAAGGGCAUAGCCAGGGCGAUGCUAGAUACCAUUCCGAUCGUGAAAUUCGGCGAUCAGCACGACCCGAAACUGGACGCCGUCAAGGGGGAUGUGGAGAUGGGGUCAGAAGAUGAGACGGGUCGUCAGCCGGACACCCAGGAAACAACAACGGUCCACGAAACGAAUCCCCAAGCGACUCCGGCUCUGGCGGCGGCUCAAACGACGACCGAGCCUAAUUCAGAACCGCAAGCCAAGACUCCCGCAGAUGCCACCGAUCACCCGAACUUCUCUUGUCCCAUCUGUACCGAUGACUUCGUCAAGGGCCAGGAUCUCCGUGUCCUACCCUGCAACCACCAAUUCCACCCAGAGUGUAUUGACCCCUGGCUAGUAAAUGUAUCGGGCACAUGUCCUCUUUGCCGCAUCGACCUCAACCCAACCCAAGCCGAAGGCGAAUCAGAGCACCCAGAAGGCGAAGAGCACCUAGAAACCCAACCAGAAAACCCAAGUGAACAAACAACCGAAGAAUCGCACCACCGCCACCAACACCGCCGCCUAUCAAGCUACCUGCACGGCACGCUCAACGCGCGGCGCAUGCGCGACGCAACCGUCGAAGAACGCCUCGCGGCUCUGCGCAGUGUCCGCGAAGAAAACCGAAAUAAUGCCGCAAACGAAAACGCGGAAGAACGCCAACGCCACCGCAGUCGACUUACCUCCCGUCUUCGCGACCGCUUCCGCAUCCGCACCCGCCGACACGGCGAUGAUCCCGAUCGAGAUCAUCGAGAGGCCGCGUCGUCCGCGUCGUCUACAUAGCACAUAUGCGUACAUACAUGCACCUUGAAUUUUAUGUUUAUAUUACGAGAUGGUCUGGUUUGGCUUGGCUUGGGCUCUUGUACAGUUUCCCUUUUUUUUUUUGGCAUGUUUGCUAUGUUGCCCUUUUUUCACCUUUUUUUUUCUUCUUCAUACCAUUCUUACAUUCCUUCACGUCCAUUAUGAAUCACGAUACGAACCGGCACGAGGCGAUAAAGGCGUUAGGGGCAAUUUCAAAAGGCAAGAAAAGGACCCAUUGUACAGAGUACAGAGAGUGUGCAAGUGGCAAACUGUAUAUCUCCCAUCUACUUCGUAUAUAAAGCUAUACAAAAAAAAAAGAGAGAAUACAAGUACAAAUUUCAGAAAAUAAGAACAAAUCCACCCACAGCCGUAAUCACCCAACAAAAUCAAGGCGAAAACAAGGCUCAUCCCAGCCGUGUCUUAGUACUACUACCGUGUCUAACCUAGUGGGAGAAAAAAUGAGAAAAGAAAAAAGACUAGUCAGGUUCCGGAAUCCGUCCGGCGUUUCGCGUACAUUGCCCGUUUCGGAACUCCCCGUGGGGUUUAACUGCGGGUUUGGGUAGGUGUUUAGGUACAUAAUUUUUUAAUUUUUUGUUCUGAGGCAUGUAUUCCGUACA